ACUUUGCCCAGUUGCUGAUAUGGAGCAGGUGCCAGCCACAGGCAGACUGGUGCAGAUCACCGUGGCCGAUGGAUAUGAUGUGAAAGGCUUUAAAGGAGAAACUCCAGUUACCUUUAUUCGUGCGGAAUUCAAUCAGGUGGUUCUGGGGGACUCUGCCAAAAUAACCGUUUCUCCAGAAGGAACUGCAAAAUACAAUUUCACCAGCAGUUUUGAGUUUAAUCCUGAAGGGGGAAUCACUUUAGAUGACAUCGCCCACAAACCUGUGUUCUUAACCAUGAAUGAAGUUUUGCCAAAGGAAAAGAAGCAGAAAGAUGAGAAGACCUUGGUUCUUGGCCAAGCGGUGGUGGAUCUUCUUCCUUUGCUAGAAGGAGAGAGUUCGUUUGAACUGAAGGUUCCGUUGCACCCGGUUCUGGGCUCACCCUUAGAAAAUCUUCGACCAGGUGUUAAGCAGUGCAGUCUGGCAGUUAAGGUGUUUGUGGCGGAGCCCUUGCUGACCACAGCUCAGGUCUUAGGGGGCAACCUUCUGAAGGUCACCCUGGAGGCCGCCUACUCCGUACCCGAGUCCUUCAUUCCCCUAGGGCCCCUGCAGAACUACAUGGUUGGUCUGCAAGUGCCAUCCCUUGGAGAGAAAGAUUAUCCUAUUUUAUUCAAGAAUGGAAUUCUGAAGCUUGGAGGGGAAAAAGAACCUGUUCCUCGGCCCAAAAAAUGGCCUAUUGCCAAUAUUUUGGCUCCAGGGGCUAAUAAUAUUCCGGAUGCGUUCAUUGUUGGUGGUCCCUAUGAGGAGGAAGAAGGAGAACUCAACCACCCUGAGGACAGGGAAUUUAGAAACCAAGCAGAAUGCCUGAAGAAAAGGAUUAUCUGGGACCUGGAAAGUCGCUGCUACCUGGAUCCUUCUGCAGUGGUCAGUUUCCAGAAACGAAUUGGAGAUUGUCGGCUUUGGCCUGUAGAGAUCACAAGAGUGCCUCUGGUUGCUGCGCCUAAAGGGAAGGCUGGCAAGUCAGAGAAGAUUGAGGAUGAGAGUCAGCCUUCAUUUCAUGGUGUGGCUUAUGUUAACAUGGUGCCGCUGCUGUAUCCAGGUGUGAAGAGAAUCCGGGGAGCUUUUCAUGUUCACCCUUACCUAGACAGUACAGUUUAUGAAAAGACCAAGUGUUUAUCUAGCUUAUUCCGGGAUACUGCCCAUCAUUUGAUUCAGAAUAAUAAAAUAGGAGGAAUUAAUUCUCCAUUGGCCAAAGCAGUUGUCUCCAAGAACCUAAAAGAAGAUAAAACAGUCAAAGAAAAGGACAUAGAUGGCAAGUUUAAGCCUACAGAUGCAGAUGUCAAUAAAGUGCAAGCACCUAGUAUAAAAUCACAGAGCUCAGAUACUCCUUUGGAAGGUGAACCCCCUCUCAGCCACAAUCUGGAAGGACAGCAAUAUGUGGAAGCGGGUACGUACAUUGUGCUGGAGAUCGAGCUGGACAAAGCCUUGGUGCCAAAACGCAUGCCAGAGGAGCUGGCCAGGCGGGUCAAAGAAAUGGUUCCUCCAAGGCCCCCUCUUACCCGUCGGACAGGAGGGGCUCAAAAGGCUGUGAGUGACUACCAUGCACAGAUCAAGAAUAUUUCUAGAUCCAUCUUGGAUGAGUACCACAGAAUGUUUGGCAAACAAGUGACCAAACUUGGAAGUGAUAUAGAUAGUGAAACUUUAGAGGAACAGAAGUGCCAGCUCAACUAUGAGCUGAAUUGCUCUGGAAAGUACUUUGCUUUCAAAGAACAACUUAAGCACGCUGUGGUAAAGAUUGUGAGAGAGAAAUACUUGAAGACAACAUCGUUUGAAAGCCAGGAGGAAUUGCAGACAUUUAUAAGUGAGCUGUAUGUGUUUUUGGUGGAUCAGAUGCAUGUGGCCCUAAACCAGACCAUGCCAGAUGACGUCCAAGGCACGGUCUCAACCAUUCCCACGAGCAGCGACCAGCUUCGACUCUUUGCAUUUGAAGCAGAAGUCAAUGAGAACUUUGAAAUGGCAGCGGUGUAUUAUGAAGAGAGGUUAGUCCGUGAGCCCCAGAACCUGGAUCACUGGAUAGAUUAUGGUGCCUUCUGUCUGCUAACUGAGGACAACAUCAAAGCCCAGGAGUGUUUUCGAAAAGCCCUGUCACUCAAUGAAAGUCACAUCCAGAGCUUGUUGCUGUGUGGUGUCCUGGCGGUCAUGAUGGAGAACUACGAGCAAGCAGAAAUUUUUUUUGAGGACGCCACCUGCUUGGAACCCACUAAUGUCAUAGCCUGGACUUUGCUUGGCUUAUACUAUGAAAUUCAAAAUAAUGAUAUUCGAAUGGAAAUGGCAUUUCAUGAGGCCUCCAAACAGCUUCAGGCACGAAUGGUUCAGGCACAAGUAUCAAAGCAAAAGAGUGUUGGUACUGUAGAGUACACAGAAGAAGGAAAGAAAGUAGAAUCCGUCCUGAGUGCUUGGGCAGCCACAAGUGGUUCUACAGUGGCAUUCAAGACAGAAGCCCCAGCAGCUCCAGGAACUACACUAUCCAUUCUUGAUGAAUUUCUUGAAGAAUCCUCCAAACUGCAGGCCGAAUCACAAGAACCCACUUUGGCUUCACAACCUCAGGAUCCAAAUGUGGGCCUAAAGCCGUCCAACACAUUUCUUAAAGAAGCAUCAGAGAAAAAAGAAGCCUCAAAAUGUCGAGAAUCAUCAGCCUUUCUACAUCCCAGCCCUUAUUUUGGUGUUUCCCAAACGCCCACCACCAUCUUCAUGGAGACCAUUCGCUUCUUGCUGAAAGUCAAUGCUGUGCAGUAUAUGCACAGAGCACUUGCCCAUGAGGUGUUAUGCCCUCAAGGAGGCCCCAGCUGUGAGUACUACUUGGUGCUGGCCCAGACACACCUUCUGAAGAAGGACUUUGCCAAGACAGAGGAAUAUCUUGAACUAGCAGCCCAGAUGGACUACCUGAACCCUAAUGUCUGGGGCUUGAAGGGUCAUCUCUAUUUUCUGAGUGGGAACCACGGUGAAGCCAAAGCCUGCUACGAGCGCACCAUUAGCUUUGUGGUAGAUGCUGCUGAGAUGCACUUCAUCUUCCUGCGCCUAGGGCUCAUCUACCUGGAAGAGAAAGAGUAUGAAAAGGCCAAGAAAACCUACCUGCAAGUCUGUAAAAGAUCACCUUCAUGCCUCACCUGGCUGGGCCUGGGGAUCGCCUGCUACCGGCUGGAGGAGCUCACGGAGGCUGAGGACGCGCUCUCUGAAGCCAAUGCCUUGAACAACUACAAUGCUGAAGUAUGGGCGUAUCUGGCUCUGGUCUGCCUGAAAGCUGGACGGCAACUGGAAGCUGAGCAGGCCUACAAGUACACAAUAAAGCUGAAAUUGAAAGAUGAGGCUCUGCUUGAAGAGAUCCACACGGUGCAGGAGACAGUUGGCUUUGGGAAUCCAUCUUUCUGAUAACCUGUGCAACUCUAGAACUUUCUACGUGGACUCGCGCAUUCCUUCCCAGAAAAAGUUUUCACCAUGUGAAGCGUGGAGCUGGAGAAGCACUGCUAACCACAGAGACCCAUCCACAUGUUUUGGCCUCUGGCUGUUACUGGAUGCUUUAUUCAUUAAGUAUAAACGAGAUUACAAUAAAAAGUGGAAGAAAGUUCAAAA
Molecule: messenger RNA, 3607 nt
Organism: Ochotona curzoniae (black-lipped pika)
Lineage: Eukaryota; Metazoa; Chordata; Mammalia; Lagomorpha; Ochotonidae
Gene: CFAP70
Product: cilia and flagella associated protein 70
Exons: 27
Coding region: 20-3406 (1128 amino acids)
Biological process (GO): cilium movement; cilium assembly
Cellular component (GO): extracellular exosome; motile cilium
Molecular function (GO): protein binding
Source: RefSeq, a predicted model, not a curated record